Molecule: messenger RNA, 300 nt
Organism: Mesorhabditis belari
Lineage: Eukaryota; Metazoa; Nematoda; Chromadorea; Rhabditida; Rhabditidae
Source: the annotation of a GenBank genome assembly
AUGCAAAGAGCACUCGAGUUGCGCAAAAAUAAUUCCGUGGAAUCGGAGCGAAUACCCAUAAUUCAACCAUUGUUGGGAGAAAGUGGGGCGAUCUCCACAACGAUUUCAACGAUCACUCCCCGAUCACAUCUUCUCCAUUUGCCCCGACACAUCUCUGAGCAGCUUGGAGGUUCGGCCCUCUCGAGUUCGUUAUCGAUUCUGCCCGACAAAACGAGUGGUGGAGCUGGGCUGACGAUGGGCGGGAAUGGUCGAAUGCUUGUCAAAGGACACACGGUCACAAUGGGAACCCCAAGACAAUUG